CCUAGCUAAGGCCGGGGAGCGCGUGGGGGUCCUAGAGUGGCCACUUCCGGCGAGACCUACCUGUGAGUCUGGAGGCUCGUGGGAUUCCUAGAGUGGCCACUUCCGGCGAGGCCUAGCUCUGGUCUUGGAAGGGAGAGAACAAAGGGCCUCGACUGUGUCCCCGGCCCGGCCUGCGGGCGCUGCAUGCGUCUUCUCCUCCCCGGGGUGCUCCUCUUGCGUACAACCCGCAUCAUCCUCCGGAGCCAGCGGCCUGGGCCUCCACUCGGACUCGCCUUCCCUCCCCUCGCGCACCGUGGCCGGGCCCUAUUCCGGGCGCCCGGGAUGGCGGAGCAGCGCUACUGCGUGGACUACGCCAAGCGCGGCACGGCCAGCUGCAAGAAGUGCAAGGAGAAGCUGGCCAAGGGGGCCGUGCGCAUCGGGAAGGUGGUGCCCAACCCCUUCUCGGACUCGGGCGGGGACAUGAAGGAGUGGUACCACGUCAAGUGCGCCUUCGAGAAGCUCCAGCGCGCCCGGGCCACCACCAAGCGCAUCGAGGACCUCACCGACCUGGAGGGGUGGGAGGAGCUGCAGGAGGCCGAGAAGGAGGACAUCAACCGGCACAUCGCGGAGCUGAGCUCGAAAUCGGCCCUGACCCCCAAGAAGAAGGCAGUGGUCCAGGCCAAGAUCUCCCCCGGCGGACAGGUCACCUCCCCGAAGAAGGCCCCCGGCCCCUCCCCCGACCCCCCCAAGAAGUUCUCCGGAUUUACAGCCAAGCCGGGCCCUGCUGAGUCCUGCCCGGGGGCGAAGGGGACGCUCUCGUCGCAGCGCAGCGACCCGCGGCACAAGGACUGCCUCCUGAGAGAGUUCCGGAAGCUGUGCGCGGCCGUGGCUGAGAAGCCCGGCUACAACGUCAAGACCCAGAUCGUGCAGGACUUCCUGCAGAAGGGCUCCACCGGAGAGGGCUUCCGGGGGGACCUCUACCUGACGGUCAAGCUGCUCCUCCCGGGCGUGGUCAAGAGCGUCUACAACCUCAACGACAAGCAGAUCGUCAAGCUCUUCAGCCGCAUCUUCGCCUGCAGCCAGGAGGACAUGGCCCGAGACCUGGAGCAGGGCGACGUCUCGGAGACGGUGCGGCUCUUCUUCGAGCGCAGCCGGUCCUUCCCGCCGGCCGCCAAAAGCCUGCUGACCAUCCAGGAAGUGGACGCCGCCCUGACCCGCCUGGCCAGCCUCACCAAGGAAGAUGACCAGCAGGCCCUGCUCCAGGAACUCGCCAGCAGGUGCACGGCCAACGACUUGAAGUGUGUCAUCCGUCUCAUCAAGCACGACUUGAAGAUGAACGCCGGGGCCAAACACAUCCUGGAGGCCCUGGACCCCAACGCGUUUGAGGCCUUCAAGGCGUCCCGUGACCUUUCGGAUGUGGUGGAGCGUGUUCUGCGCAACCAGGCGGAGGCCCAGGCGGCCCCGGGGACCCACCGGGCCCUCAGCGUCCAGGCCGCCCUCAUGACCCCCGUCCAGCCCAUGCUGGCCGAGGCCUGCAAGUCCAUUGCGCAGGCCAUGAAGAAGUGCCCCAACGGGAUGCUGGCCGAGAUCAAGUACGACGGGGAGCGGGUCCAGGUCCACAAGCAGGGAGAGCGCUUCCGGUACUUCAGCCGCAGCCUCAAGCCCGUCCUCCCGCACAAGGUGGCGCACUUUGAGGAGUUCAUCCCGCGGGCCUUCCCGGGCGGGCACAGCAUGAUCCUGGACUCGGAGGUCCUGCUCAUCGACACCCGGACCGGGAAGCCCCUCCCCUUCGGCACCCUCGGCGUACACAAGAAAGCCGCCUUUCAAGACGCCAACGUCUGCCUCUUCGUCUUCGACUGCAUCUUCUUCAACGAUGUCAGCUUGAUGGACAGGCCUUUGCAGGAGCGGCGCAAGUUCCUCCACGACAACAUGGUCGAGAUCCCCAACCGGAUCCUCUUCUCCGAGAUGAAGCAUGUCACGAAAGCCUCUGAUUUGGCCGACAUGAUCAACCGGGUCAUCCGGGAAGGUCUGGAGGGUCUGGUGCUGAAAGACCUGAAGAGCACGUAUGAGCCGGGGAAGCGCCACUGGCUGAAGGUGAAGAAGGACUACCUGAACGAGGGUGCCAUGGCCGACACCGCCGACCUGGUGGUCCUGGGGGCCUUCUACGGGCAGGGCAGCAAAGGUGGGAUGAUGUCCAUCUUCCUGAUGGGCUGCUUCGACCCCGAGAGCCAGCGCUGGUGCACAGUCACCAAGUGUGCCGGUGGUCACGACGACGCCACCCUCGCCCGCCUCCAGAAGGAGCUCCACAUGGUCAAGAUCAGCAAGGACCCGAGUAAGAUCCCCAGCUGGCUCAAGAUCAACAAGAAUUACUACCCCGACUUCAUUGUCCCGGACCCAAAGGCGGCCCCGGUCUGGGAGAUCACGGGGGCCGAGUUCUCCAAGGCGGAGGCCCACACGGCCGACGGGAUCUCCAUCCGCUUCCCCCGCUGCACCCGCAUCCGCGACGACAAGGACUGGACCACCGCCACCUCCCUCCCACAGCUGCGGGAGCUCUACCACGUCUCCAAGACCAAGUCGGACUUCACGGUGACGGCGGGGGAAGAGGACGACCCCCCGUCCGCGGCCGGGAGCAGCGGCGGGGAGAACGAGGGGCCCGGGAAAGCGCCCCCCGCCCCGCCCCGCAAGGCCCCCAAGACCCCCGCCCCCCUCAAGGUGCCCGCCAAGGCCAAGAAAGCCCCCAAGACCCCCGAGAAGGGCCCCCCGCCCAAGGAGGAGAAGAAGCGGGGAGAGAAGAGGAAGGCCUCCCAGGUGGACGGAGAAGAGAAGAAGGGGGGUCCGGUCCCGCUGCUGGACGUCUUCUCGGGGGUGCGGCUCUUCCUCCCUCCGUCGGUGGAGGACUUCCGCCACAUCCGCCGCUACUUCGUGGCCUACGACGGGGACCUGGUGCGGGAGUUCGACCGGGACUCCGCCACUCACGUCAUGAUUGGCGGGGGCCGGGAGGAGGAGGAGGAGGGCGAAGGCGAGGAGGGCUCGGCCGCGAGGCGCGUCUCCCCGGCCUGGCUCUGGGAGUGCAUCCGGAAGAGGCGGGUCGUGGCCCCGCGGUAGGGGUCACGGAGGGGGCGGGGUCGGCGCGACCAACACCCCGAAGCCCCAGUCCCCGAGUACGGAAGGAACGAAAUCUGCAGAGCAAAUCAUCAACAUGUGCAUAUAAAACCAUCGAAAUCCA
Molecule: messenger RNA, 3205 nt
Organism: Anolis carolinensis (green anole)
Lineage: Eukaryota; Metazoa; Chordata; Lepidosauria; Squamata; Anolidae
Gene: lig3
Product: DNA ligase 3
Exons: 20
Coding region: 184-3084 (966 amino acids)
Biological process (GO): DNA recombination; DNA biosynthetic process; lagging strand elongation
Cellular component (GO): DNA ligase III-XRCC1 complex; nucleus
Molecular function (GO): ATP binding; DNA ligase (ATP) activity; zinc ion binding
Source: RefSeq, a predicted model, not a curated record